AUGGAUUAUACUGUGUUUUCUCAAGAAGAACGUGAUGCUGAAACUAGCGUUCGAGUAGAAUUUCAAAAUCUUAACAACAAUGAAGUCUAUGAACAUGUAUUUCGCAAUCGUAUGUUGGCUCUUAAACGUGGUGUGAUAACUCCAAGGUCACCAUCAGAUUUUUUGGGAGUAGAUAGUCGAGAACUUGUCUACCCUUCAUUGUGUGAAACUUUUCGUUCAACGGUUAAUAAUUCUACAUCAAAUGAAUUUCAUAUUUUGGAUGUUGGAGCUGGAUCUGGAGAAGCUAUCGAUUGGUUUUUUGCAGAUGAAUUAAAUAAUUCAUCAAAUCGUAAAAAUUUUAUUCAUAUUAUUGAACCAAAUCCUAUCUUGAUAAAAGCCUAUCAACAAAAAUUUUUAGAAUAUAAACAUCUUAGUCAAGGAAUUAUUUAUAAAGGUUUAAUUCAAGAUUAUCUCUUCAACAACGGUCAAAAAGAUUUACCAAAACCUCCAGUUCUUGUUGACUUCAUUAAUUGUUCGCAUAUGAUUUACUAUUUAACUGAUUAUAGGAAAUCCGAGAUUGAUCCGUAUCAAGAUGUUAUUAAAUUUAUUACAUUUUUAUAUGGAUUAUUAAAGCCUGGAGGUGCAAUAUAUAUUGUAUUUCAUUUGGAAUUUUUAUUUUUACCAUUAAUUUACAAAUAUUAUGAAGAAUUAGUUGGAGAUUUCGAAAUUCUCAAACGAAUUUCUUUAAUCGUCAAAGCAAGAAAAGAGCUUUUAUAUGAAGGAAAAAUUUUGGAAGAAUUGAAGUUGCAAUAUAAAGAAUAUAAUGAAAAGACUAAUAGUAAACCAACUUUAAAGUCAUAUUGUUUAGAGAGUGCUUUUUAUGCACGUACUUUGGCUGAUAUGUCGGUUUUGGCGAUGACAGAAUUAUUGCAAGUAGGUGAUGAAAAAUUUGAUGAAAGAGCAUUAGAUUUUAUGAUUACACAAGUGAAGUCAGUAGCCCUUACACCAGAUGAAGAAAAACCAUUUAAAUUAACUAAAUGUAUUCGUGAGGAUGAAAAUGUUUGGUGUGCCAAAAAUCUUUUGAUUGUUUGUGUAAUUCAGAAAGAACAAGAAUAA
Messenger RNA from Diversispora eburnea, 1095 nucleotides. Lineage: Eukaryota; Fungi; Glomeromycota; Glomeromycetes; Diversisporales; Diversisporaceae. The record is from the annotation of a GenBank genome assembly.